Salvelinus namaycush (lake trout) is the source of this 3720-nucleotide messenger RNA. Its product is annotated as serine/threonine-protein kinase 38-like. Gene Ontology annotation, biological process: intracellular signal transduction; peptidyl-serine phosphorylation. The record is from RefSeq and is a predicted model, not a curated record. Gene Ontology annotation, molecular function: ATP binding; protein serine/threonine kinase activity. Lineage: Eukaryota; Metazoa; Chordata; Actinopteri; Salmoniformes; Salmonidae. The transcript has 14 exons. The coding region runs from base 94 to 1518 and encodes 474 amino acids.
CGAAUGGAUACCGACCGUCAACAUCAUCAGACUCGAGCGAGGGGAGCAGAUCCGACUUGAAUUUAACCGAUUGACGCCAUAACAGAGGUAACCAUGGCGACGAGGGGUCAUUCCUCUUGCUCCUCGAUGAGUAACCACACCAAGGAGAGAGUGACCAUGGCUAAGGUGACCCUGGAGAACUUCUACAGUAACCUGAUAUCCCAGCAUGAGGAGAGAGAGAUGAGGCAACAGAAGCUGGAGAGGGUGAUGGAUGAGGAGGGACUGCCUGAUGAGGAGAAGUGUAUGCGGCGCUCCCAGCACGCACGUAAGGAGACAGAGUUCCUGAGGCUGAAGAGAACCAGGCUGGGAUUGGAAGACUUUGAGUCCCUCAAGGUGAUUGGUCGAGGAGCCUUUGGAGAGGUGCGUCUGGUCCAGAAGAAGGACACAGGUCAUGUCUAUGCCAUGAAGAUCCUGCGCAAGGCUGACAUGCUGGAGAAGGAACAGGUGGGCCAUAUCCGGGCUGAAAGGGACAUCCUGGUGCAGGCAGACAGUCUGUGGGUGGUCAAGAUGUUCUACAGCUUCCAGGACAAGAUGAACCUCUACCUACUCAUGGAGUUCCUACCUGGAGGUGACAUGAUGACAUUGCUGAUGAAGAAGGAUACUCUGUCAGAGGAGGAGACUCAGUUCUAUGUGGCUGAGACGGUCCUGGCCAUAGACUCGAUACACCAGAUGGGCUUCAUACACAGAGACAUCAAACCUGACAAUGUACUGCUGGACUCCAAGGGCCAUGUGAAGCUAUCAGACUUCGGCUUGUGUACAGGGUUGAAGAAGGCCCAUCGGACAGAGUUCUACAGGAACCUCAACCAUAGCGUUUCCAACGACUUCACAUCUCAGUACAUGAACUCCAAGAGGAAAGCAGAGACCUGGAAGAGGAACAGACGACAGCUGGCUUUCUCCACUGUGGGAACUCCAGACUACAUCGCCCCGGAAGUGUUCAUGCAGACCGGAUACAACAAGCUCUGUGAUUGGUGGAGCCUGGGGGUCAUCAUGUACGAGAUGCUGAUUGGCUACCCCCCGUUCUGUUCGGAGACGCCCCAGGAGACAUAUAAGAAGGUGAUGAACUGGAAGGAGACUCUGGUGUUCCCUCCGGAAGUCCCCAUCUCAGAGAGGGCCAAGGAACUCAUCCUCAGGUUCUGCUGUGAGGGAGAUCAUCGGAUCGGGGCGACAGGGGUGGAGGAGAUCAAGAGAAACCCAUUCUUUGAGGGAGUCGAUUACGACCACAUCAGGGAGAGACCUGCAGCGAUCCCCGUGGAGAUCAAAAGCAUAGACGACACAUCAAACUUCGACGAGUUCCCUGAGUCGGACAUCCUCUCACCCACAGCUGCAGCAGCACCCACCAAGUCUCCAGCAGCAGCAGCUGCAGCGGAGGCUGACUAUAAAAAUAAGGACUGGGUCUUCAUCAACUACACCUACAAGCGAUUCGAGGGCCUGACAGCCAGGGGAGCCAUCCCUUCCUACAUGAAGGGAAGCAAGAGAUGAACUCUGACCCUAUAACCUGUGCUGCAAUGACCCCCUGAUUCCCAUAUCCCCCGCAGCACCCAGAUACCUUCACACAACGGUUCAGUUUCAUAAUACAAAUAUGUUUUUUUUUUUUUACAAAAUUCAACUGUUAAGCUGUUCUAUUUCCUGCAGGCCUUCUGAACCAGGAUUCUGAGAAAUCUGGUUGAACCAACUCUAACCAGUUCAUUAUACCCUGUGGAUACAUGGUUGUAACCACAGUUUGGCCUUCUGUGACUUAGGGCCCAGUAACCGGGUUUCCCGGAUGUGAAAACCACCAUUCUUCUUUCACUGUCAAUGCAUGUUUGGAUGAAUUAUCAGUAAAAUUUUUACAGUGUGUAACAAUAACUCAUCUCAAAUAUGCUUUCUCGCUGUGUAGGAAGAAUGUCAAUUUUAUCUUCGAUACCAGGAUAGCAGUUUUGAUUGAAUAGGGCCCAAUUUCUCAGAGCUGAAGCCCGGCUCUUACUUUCCCACCAGCACUGAACUCUGAUGUACAGCCUUAUAGCUGUCCCCUUGUGUCCCUCCAGAACCUUCUCCCCACUCUUCUCCUCAGCCUGUCAUACGGUUAAUAGGGAAACGUCUCUACUGUUCUCUAGGAAGCUGGCAGGUUCACAGCAGUCUGUCUCACUACCCCUGUGACGUCAUUAGAUCACCGCUUGCCUCAGAGAGAGGAGUUCUAACAAUGCUAUUUUUAGCAUUCUAUUUCUGUGAUUCCUGUGAUGUCAUCAGUCCGAGUGAGUGAGAAUGUUCAACAAAGGACGGAAAAUUCCAUGGUAGUCUAGCUACUCCUCAGUAAGGGGUUUAUUGAGGAAGCACUUCUCCAUCACUGCCUUUGUUGGUUGUCUCAACUUUUAAUGUGCCCUGUUAUUUCUUUUAUCAUUUUGUAAUGUAUCAUUUUCAUAAUACAGACGUUUUCAGAAAGGUUCAUUCGAAUGCUUUGUUGGAUUGAAAUAGUACUAGUCUUCAGGGAUAUAACUAAUGCUGGUUGUGUGUGUAUGUUGAGCUGUCUGAAUGACACUACCUUGAGACAUCAUGUCCAUUUUAUAUGCCUUACCCAAAGAACUCCAAGAGCUGUACAUUAGUUUUAAAUUGGAAUCCCCCUUUUUUUGUUUCAUGUUAAAUUGUUUGUAUGCAGGAUGGAAUGCUCUAGACUUUUUGCUCACCCGACAGUGCUUGAUUUUUUUUACAGCUGCUCUUUCUAAAGCUGGUAUUUAAUGAAAGGCUUCUCAUGUUACGUUUUUUUCCCCAUAUAGUAUUUUUAACUCAAAAAGGAACCACUGUUUUAUGCACAAUGCUGGGGAUUUAUGAAUUUCACGUACAUUUAAAACUUCAGCAAAUAUGAAAUAUAGAGCUUGAACUUUCACAUAUAUCUGUGUUAAAGCACUUUCAGCACUGUUAGUGUGUGUAUGUGCGUAUUAUGUAAAAAAGGAAAACAAACUUGGCCUCACUUUACACCUUCCAUGAGUAACUACAGGAUAGCUUUUACUAGAUGAACUACUGCAGUCAGGUAGUAGUAGGCCUAACACUAACCAUUUGUUCUCACUCUUUUAUUUUUCAAGAGACUAAAAUGGUAUGUGCUAUAGAACUACUUGUACUUAAAUGUAAUUACAUAGAUUAUUCCCACAUAGUAACCCAGUAGUAAUACCUGUGUAAAGUGAUGCAACAUUUUUUCCCCAGAUAGACGACUGAAUGAUGUUGACGGUUAGUUCUCCACUCGUUCUGAUUUUCACUCGAGUGCUUUAAGGUCUUUGUACCCGCUGGAGAAGUAAACUCUGAGCAGCUGCUUAGCAUGAUAGACUCUUACUAGUGUAAUGCUGUUUGAAAAGGUGCAGAUGCCAAAUAGGCGGUACAAUAAUUCCCAUUACGUCUGCUUAUGUUUUUUAAAAUAGCCUAUAUUUUGUAUCAAUGCUCACACCAAGCUGUUCCUUUUGAACAAGGAAAAAUAUUGAUAUGCAAAUGAGUACAUGUAUAAACCGCAGUCAUUUCUCUGCUGGGUGACACAUAUACUAUGUAUAGAUCUGUGUGUGUAUGUGUGUGUAUCUUAUUGAAUCCUUCUGUAUGAGGUUUGAAUGUUUUCAGCUCAACUAUAUUUCUCAGCAAAGGAGAACACAUGUUCACUAUGAGAAAAAAAGCUUUAAAUGCUGAGAAAUUAUUUAAUCUUUCAAUAAAACAUUUGUACAAUUC